AUGAAGUUCUCCGCCAUCCUCGUCGCCGGCCUCGGUGCCGCAGCCGUCAACGCCCAGAACCCGUUGGACUCCCUCACCUCGGCCGUUGGCGGCGUUCUCAGCUCGGCCAUUGCUAGCGCCACGGGCUCCGUCCUCUCCUCCCUGGGUUCUCAAGCCGCUUCGCUCCAGUCCUCCCUUGCUUCUGACGCCAAUUCCGUCAUCGCAUCGGCCACCUCUGCUGGAGCCUCUGUGACCGACAUCUCCUCGAUCCUUUCCAGCGUCAGUGGCAGCUUGAGUUCUGCAGCCAGCUCUGCCGCUUCCAGCUUGAGCGGCGUCGCCGGUGCUGGAACCAGCUCCGCUGCCGCCGCCAGUUCAAGCGCUUUCGCUUCUGCCUCCUCAGUCGCUGCCUCGGCCUCGUCGGCUGCUGCUUCGGCCGCUUCUUCCGCUGCUGCCGGCUCCUCCGCUGCUGCCAACCCGAUUGCUCUUCCGGCCAUCGGUGGAAUCCUGGGUGCUGCGCUUGCCGUUGUUGGUCUGUUGUAG
Molecule: messenger RNA, 519 nt
Organism: Coniosporium apollinis CBS 100218
Lineage: Eukaryota; Fungi; Ascomycota; Dothideomycetes
Exons: 2
Coding region: 1-519 (172 amino acids)
Source: RefSeq, a predicted model, not a curated record